Messenger RNA from Nothoprocta perdicaria, 1038 nucleotides. RefSeq names its product developing brain homeobox 1 (gene DBX1). The record is from RefSeq and is a predicted model, not a curated record. Bases 1 to 1038 code for a protein of 345 amino acids. Gene Ontology annotation, molecular function: DNA binding; DNA-binding transcription factor activity, RNA polymerase II-specific. Gene Ontology annotation, biological process: cell differentiation in spinal cord; regulation of transcription by RNA polymerase II. Lineage: Eukaryota; Metazoa; Chordata; Aves; Tinamiformes; Tinamidae. The transcript is spliced from 4 exons.
AUGAUGUUCCCGAGCCUCCUGGCUCCCCCGGCCGUCUACCCCAACCUGCUGCGGCCCACGCCCACGCUCACGCUGCCUCAGUCGCUGCAGUCCGCCUUCUCCGGCCACUCCAGCUUCCUGGUGGAAGAUCUCAUCCGCAUCGGCAGGCCGGCCGCCUACCUGCCCAGGACUGCCCCCGCGGGCAGCCUGUCCCCGCCGAGCUCCGCGGCCGGGGGCGACACGGGCACCCCGGAGCUCGCCGCCGCCGCCACCCCYGCCAGGAGGAUCUGCUCGCCCCAGACCCCCGUCUCCUCCUCCAGCAGCGACUCCACGUUCCUCAAGUUCGGCGUCAACGCCAUCCUGUCCUCCGCGCCCCGAGCCGAAACGUCCCCCUCGCUGCUUCAGAGCGUUCCUCCAAAGACUUUCUCCUUCCCGUACUUUGAAGGAUCCUUCCAGCCUUUUAUCAGAUCUUCCUACUUUCCAGCUGCCUCCUCYGUGGUGCCCAUCCCCGGGACCUUCUCGUGGCCGCUGGCGGCGCGGGGCAAGCCCCGGCGGGGCAUGCUGCGGCGCGCCGUCUUCUCCGACGUGCAGCGCAAGGCGCUGGAGAAGAUGUUCCAGAAGCAGAAGUACAUCAGCAAGCCCGACAGGAAAAAACUGGCAGCCAAGCUGGGCCUCAAGGACUCGCAGGUGAAGAUCUGGUUCCAGAACAGAAGGAUGAAGUGGAGGAACUCCAAAGAAAGAGAGCUCCUCUCUUCUGGUGGCUGCAGAGAACAAACCUUACCCACCAAAUUCAACCCUCACCCAGACCUCAGUGACGUGGGCAAGAAGUGCUCGGGAGAGGAAGAGGAGGAAGUUCCCUCCAUGUGCCCAGCCAGCCCUCGGCAUCCCUUGACCUAUCAUCAGUCCCCAGAGCACCUACACUUGAGGGACAGACUGGACUCCCAGAGGUGUCCUUCUCCGUCCCAUUCCAGCAGUCCCAGCAAACCUUCAGACUUCUCGGACUCAGAGGAAGAGGAUGAUGACGGGGAAGAGGAAGAGGAGGAGAUAACAGUCUCUUAG